AUGAAGCCUGUCCUCUACCUCCCCUACCCCACUGUCCGCUUUGUCGGAGUUUCGAAACUCCGUUUCCUAAACGGAGGAAUCAUUUUCUUCGUCUUCUUCCAAUUCACUUCCUUCACCGGCUGGUCUAUCGUCGAGCUCUUCUACUAUCGAUUCCGACUGAUUGCCAACACGAAAUUGUGCUCUGACUGGGUUCUGGAAUGGGCAAAAGUGAUUCGAGCCGCCAGAGUGAUUCUGAUGAUAUUGACGACGUCCACGACGGUUUUCAUGACGCUCUGUCUGCAGGGAUUGUUCGAUCAGCCUAUGUACAAGAAGAGAUUGGAGGUUCAAAGGUUUGAAGUUCUAAGAAACCGAUGUUUUUCAGAUUAUUGAUCGUUUCCCAGAGCUCAUGUGCAGCUCAGCCAUCGUGCUCCCGAAAACUUCCGAUUCUGGCAUCAAGCCCAUUCACCUCUUCAACAGUUCCGUACUCAUUUACAUCAUCGUCGGCGUCUUUCUCGUGUCUUCUAUGGGCUUCGUAUCUUUAUGGGCUCUUCGAGAAAUCGUCCUUCACGCCAGAACUUCAAUGAAGACGAUCUCAAUGCACAGGGCGUUCCUCAUCAGUUUAUUCUGUCAAAUCGGAGUUCACGGCUUCAUGCUGGGCUUUCCUAUGAUUGUCUACAUCGUCUCCGUUUGUUUUCAUGUGGAUGAAAACGGUAAAGUACUCUCUAGAAUGCGUUUCUAAUACUUAUUCAGAUGUCGGUUACGUGGCAAUCGUGAUAGCGUCGCUUCACGGAGCAAUGAGCACACUCUCAAUGAUCCUCUUCAACCGCCCGUUAUGCGAGGUGGCAAAGUCCAAACUAUUGGGCGUCUUUCGCUCGAACAAUGUGUUCAUUCAUGACAUUUCAUUCAUUUCAACGCUCCGAUCGUCAUAA
Molecule: messenger RNA, 908 nt
Organism: Caenorhabditis sp. 36 PRJEB53466
Lineage: Eukaryota; Metazoa; Nematoda; Chromadorea; Rhabditida; Rhabditidae
Source: the annotation of a GenBank genome assembly